Molecule: messenger RNA, 1313 nt
Organism: Etheostoma spectabile (orangethroat darter)
Lineage: Eukaryota; Metazoa; Chordata; Actinopteri; Perciformes; Percidae
Gene: kcnk6
Product: potassium channel, subfamily K, member 6
Exons: 4
Coding region: 107-1144 (345 amino acids)
Biological process (GO): stabilization of membrane potential; potassium ion transmembrane transport
Cellular component (GO): plasma membrane
Molecular function (GO): potassium ion leak channel activity; outward rectifier potassium channel activity
Source: RefSeq, a predicted model, not a curated record
AGUUCUCAGAGAGGAAAGAGAAAGGAGAGCAGCACUCGGAGAGAGAGGGAAGCCCCGAUCAGAGCAGCUCCCUCCCGCUGAUGCUAGUCCCGGAGAAACACAAGCCAUGCAUUCUGUAGGCAGGUCGUGGCUGCUGCUUACAGGCUUCAUACUCUUUUAUGUCAUCUACCUGCUGUUCGGCGCCCUGAUGUUCUCCAGCAUCGAGCGGCCGGUGGAGGACAAGCUGCGACAAGAAAUGGAAGUCCUGAAGCAGGAGUUCCUGAACCAGAGCUGCGUCAACUCCACGUCGCUCGAGCGCUUUCUGCUCAAAGUGCUGACGGCCAACAAGUACGGCGUCUCCGUCCUCGCCAACAACUCCGUCACCUCCAACUGGGACCUCACCUCCUCCAUGUUCUUCGCCAACACUCUGGUCACCACUGUCGGAUAUGGUCAAACCACUCCGCUGUCUGACACGGGGAAAGCUUUCUCCAUCCUCUACGCCUUGAUAGGAGUCCCUUUCACUAUGCUGGUGCUCACCGCCUGCGUCCAGAGGAUCAUGUGUCCUCUGGUCCUGUCUCCCGUCAGCCUCCUGCAGCGGUCUGGCAUGGAGCCUCGGCCGGCCACGUUUGUCCACUUCCUGUUGCUGCUGCUUCUGGUGGUGUUGUGCUUCUUCGUGGUGCCGGCGGCCGUGUUCAGCUCGGUGGAGUUGUCCUGGUCGUUCUUGGACGGCAUCUACUUCUGUUUCAUCUCGCUGUGCACCAUCGGGCUGGGAGACUUCGUUCCGGGGACGCAGCCCGGGCAGAAGUACCGGCAGCUGUACCAGGUCACCGUCAUGGUCUACCUGUUCCUGGGUCUGAUGAUGAUGUACCUCCUCCUGCGCACCUUCCACAAAAUGGCCGACCUGCACGGCCUGACCACCUUCCUGCAGCUGCCGCGCUGCGACGAGUCGGACCUGGAGGACGACAGGGAGCCCAUCAUCGAGGGCAAACCUGAAGAUCAGACGCCCCCUUACCAGACAGAAAAAGAGGCCAACCAACGCACACCCCCAACUGAAGCCGGAAAAUCCCACAUCCCAUUUCAACACCAUCACACACCGGCAGCGGGGGGGGGGGGCGGAGUAAAAGAAGCAGCAGCUCUACCUCUGGCACUCACACUGGUGGGCUGAAUCUGAAUUCUUGUCCUAAUCCUUUUUUCUUCUUCUUCUUCUAUAGUCUCUUUGUUGAAUGCAUCCAGAGGCGAGAGCCUCAUAUAAUGAAGAAUUGAGAUGAGUUUUAAGAUUCAGCCUUUUUUGUGUGAGGACCGCCAUUAAGUUUGUGAGUGGUUACUACACACUG